Messenger RNA from Lonchura striata (white-rumped munia), 1115 nucleotides. RefSeq names its product delta 4-desaturase, sphingolipid 2 (gene DEGS2). Gene Ontology annotation, biological process: ceramide biosynthetic process; sphinganine metabolic process. Gene Ontology annotation, molecular function: sphingolipid delta-4 desaturase activity. NCBI's taxonomy places the organism in Eukaryota, Metazoa, Chordata, Aves, Passeriformes, Estrildidae. The record is from RefSeq and is a predicted model, not a curated record. Gene Ontology annotation, cellular component: membrane.
AUAAGGACAGCGCGGCGCGGGGCGCAGCAGCGCCAUGGGGAACCGCGUCACCCGCGAGGACUUCGAGUGGGUCUACACGGAGCAGCCCCACACGCAGCGCAGGAAGGAGAUCCUGGCAAAGUAUCCAGAGAUCAAGACUCUGAUGGGACCAGAUCCAUAUUUAAAGUGGAUUGUAUCUGGAAUGGUUUUCAUGCAGCUGCUGGCAUGCUACUUGGUGAAAGACUUAUCUUGGAAAUGGAUUUUUUUCUGGGCUUAUGCUUUUGGGGGCUGCAUCAACCAUUCCCUGACCCUUGCCAUCCAUGAUAUUUCACACAACGUGGCCUUUGGGAACAAGCAGGCCAAGUGGAACCGAUGGUUCGCAGUCUUUGCCAACCUGCCCAUUGGCAUCCCCUAUUCUGCCUCCUUCAAGAAGUACCACAUUGACCAUCACAGGUACCUGGGAGGGGACAGCUUGGAUGUGGACAUUCCCACAGACUUUGAGGGCUGGUUUUUCUGCACGCCGCUUCGGAAGCUGCUGUGGCUGUUCCUCCAACCUCUGUUCUACAGUCUGAGGCCACUGUAUGUGAACCCCAAAGCAAUCACACGGAUGGAAAUUCUUAAUGCUCUCGUCCAGUUCUCUAUAGACCUCAUCAUUUACUACCUGUGGGGGCUCAAACCUGUUAUUUACUUAAUAGCAGGUACUAUUCUUUGCUUGGGUUUUCAUCCCAUUUCUGGGCACUUCAUAGCAGAACACUACAUGUUCCUAAAAGGGUAUGAGACAUACUCUUAUUAUGGACCUCUGAACUGGCUCACCUUCAAUGUAGGCUACCACAUGGAGCACCAUGACUUCCCCAGCAUUCCUGGAUGCAGAUUGCCUAUGGUGAAGAAGAUUGCAGCAGAAUAUUAUGAUAACCUCCCACAUCACCAGUCCUGGAUUCAAGUUCUGUGGGACUUUGUUUUUGAUGACACGCUUGGUCCUUAUUCAAGGGUUAAGAGACUGUGCAAGCUGGCAAAGGAAAGCUAACGGGGCAGCUCUGCCUGCUGCAGUGGAGUGUGUUUGUUCAUUCCCAUGACAUCAGUUUUCUGCAGAAAUAGAAGGAUCUUUGUAUGCGCUGAAUUAAAGUUGGUGCAUGCUG